Molecule: messenger RNA, 1334 nt
Organism: Alnus glutinosa
Lineage: Eukaryota; Viridiplantae; Streptophyta; Magnoliopsida; Fagales; Betulaceae
Exons: 1
Coding region: 335-1183 (282 amino acids)
Biological process (GO): shoot system development; root development
Source: RefSeq, a predicted model, not a curated record
UGGCCGCAGGGGAGGCAAAAUGGGUGAUGACUCUUACUUAUUGUUUCUUGCAUCAGAAACACCAAGAAAUGACAAAAUAGCAGGACACCUCAAUAGCCAAGGUGGCCUAAAUGAAUAUCAAAUCAUUGAAACUAUGCUGGCCAAAGCUGUGACAGGCAACCGAAAACAAAGGAAAGCCCACACUGGCACCACAUGCUAGUCACAUUGACGUGAACAGUUUUGUCUCUUUUUCGUCUCUGUGGGUGUUCCUAUAUAUAGGGAGAAUCAUAGAAUUGGUAGAAGCACCUCAAAGUUGAAGCUUUCUCUGAAAAACAAAGAAAAACAAAGAGCAAACAUGGCUGGUAGAUACCAUGUUCGAUCCAUUAGCUUGCCUUCCAGAUCUCAUCCUACCACUCUUAGGCUCGAAGAAGAGCUGAACAAGCUCAAAACAUGUUCUGCAUCAACAUCAGAGUCAAUCUGCAAAGGUCUAGCUGGUCUGGACGAGUUGUACAAAUGCAUGGAUGAUCUUCUAAACAUGUCAUCGGCUCAACAAGUCCUGUCUCAAAAUCGACAUGAGAAAUACGUCGAGGAAUUGUUGGAUGGAUCUGUAAGGCUUUUGGACAUCUGUGGCAUUACAAGGGAUACCAUUUUGCAGAUUAAGGAACAUGUUCGAGCUCUUCAAUCUGCUCUCCGAAGGAGAUCAAAGGGAGAUUCUAGCAUCGAAAGCAACAUCAACAGCUACACCAUCUUCAAGAAGAAAAUGAAGAAGGAUGCCAAGAAGUUGAUCACUUCACUGAAGCAAAUGGAGAACAAAUGGGGCGCAUUGCCAGCCUUAGAUCUAGAUCACCACCUCGGCGCGGUGAUUCGAGUGAUUAGAGAAGUUUGUGUGAUGAAUGUUUCCAUCUUUCAAUCCCUCUUGCUGUUCUUGACAGCGCCAGUGUCAAAGACAAAGCCAACUGGGUGGUCACUGGUCUCAAAGCUGAUGCACAAGGGCGCAGUAGCUUGCGAAGAAAAACAAGAGAUUGUCAAUGAAAUGGAAGCUGUUGAUGCUUCACUACGCACCCUCUCCAGAUUUGCCUCAAGCAGCCAUAAAAGUUUGGAGGAUUUGGAGAGUAGCAUGGAAAAAAUGGAGAAUGGUUUGGAGUGCUUGUUUAGGCGCUUGAUCAAGACAAGAGCCUCUCUUUUGAACAUAAUCUCUCAAUAAAGCAUCACCAAAAGCCAUUUUUUCUAUCUAAAUCCUGGAAGGCCAUCAGAUUUUUUAGAGGAUGUGCCAAAAGGGUUCAUUUUCCCUAUCCAACAACUAUGUACAUGUAUCAAAUUAUUAUAGAAUGAAUACAAACAGAAAGUUCGAACUC